This is a messenger RNA of Danio rerio (zebrafish), 3500 nucleotides long. RefSeq names its product synaptogyrin 2a (gene syngr2a). The record is from RefSeq and is marked validated. Lineage: Eukaryota; Metazoa; Chordata; Actinopteri; Cypriniformes; Danionidae. Gene Ontology annotation, cellular component: membrane.
CACAACUUUCAGGAAACAAGUGUGAAAGUAAAUCUUCAUAUCAAAGCUGGGCAAUUUGCGGACUCCCUGACCGACACGGACCCUUGGGUGGCACAAACGCGGAGAUGGAGUCGAGUGCUUACGGAGCAUCGCUGGCCGGGGGAGCCUUUGAUUUCUGGAGCUUCAUAAAACAAACGCAAACUAUCGUCCGGCUGUUCUGUUGGCUCUUCUCCAUUGUGGUAUUUGCUACCAUCAUCAAUGAGGGCUACACAAAUCAUCAUGGAGGUGAUGACACUAAAUGCAUGUUCAAUGAGAGCGACAGCGCUUGUAACUAUGCGAUCGGUAUUGGAAUUUUGGCUUUCCUGGCCAGCGUCGCGUUUAUUGUGCUGGAUGCCUACUUCCCCCAGAUCAGCAAUGCCAAAGACAGAAAAUACAUCGUCUUGGGUGAUCUUGUUUUCUCUGGUGUGUGGACGUUUCUGUGGUUUGUGUGUUUCUGUGUCCUGGCCAAUUUGUGGUCAAAAACGAAGGCUGAAACAUUGCUCGUCCCAGCAGAUGCCGCUCGAGCAGUCGUGGCCUUCGCCUUCUUCUCCACGGCCACCUGGGCUCUGCUUACCGUGCUCGCAUUUCGACGAUACCGCCUGGGAAUGGAUGAAAUUGGCAUAGGAUACAAUGACCCGACCACUGACCACACGUCUCCAUACCCGUCUUCGUCAUACCCAGGUGGUCCUGAUGGUUACCAGCAGUCCCCCUUCACCCCCACUACAGUGGGAGAGGGAGCAUAUCAGCCUCCUGCUUACUGAUUUCAACACUUCCAUAGGCUCGCUUGUGUGGACCCAUCCACACGCUCCGCUCGCCUUUUUCAUGUUUCCAUAAGAGUUUAAGUUGUGACCUGGGGUUGACACUUGGUGUGCUUUACUAGUAUGUAUCUUUGUGUUGGAGAAAGUUAUUUAUUUUUAUUUCGCUUGGAUGUAAACAUCCUGGGUGCAAAUCGUCUCAAUGCUUUGGCUACGCUCUGAAAAAAUGCUGGGUUGUGUCAACCCAAUGUUUGGUCAAAUAUGGAUUAAUUUAUGUUGAAUUUAAAUUUAACUGUUGGGUUUGUCCAUAUUUGCGCCAGCGUUGGGUUAAAAGUAAAAAAUAUUGACUCAACCUAAAAUUUUAGCUCAACUUGCUCAACUUAAAUCGAGUCAAGAACAGUACUCGGGUUAAAAGUUGAGUCAACUCAAAAGUAGCUGCGCAGCAAGUUGCCUUACAAUUUUAAGUUGAGUUAACUUUUUAUUUUACAGUGUACCCCACAUUUCUUUGACUCAGCUUAAAAUUGUGAGUCAACUUGCUCAACUUAAAUCGAAUCAAGUACAGUACUUCGGUUAAGAGUUGAAUCAAUUUAAAAAUAGCUGUGCAGCAAGUUGCCUUACCAUUUUAAGUUGAGUUAUUUACAGUGAGUUAUUUACAGUUAUUUGAGUUUAUUUUACAGUGUACUUCACAUUUCUUUGACUCAACUUAAAAUUGUAAUUGCUCAACUUAAAUCGAGUCAAUCGUAGUACCUUGGUUAAAAAGUUGAGUCAACUUAAAAUUAGCUGCGCAGCAAUUUGACUUACAAUUUUAAGUUGUCAACAUUUCUUUUACUGUGUACUUUGCUUUUUUUGACUCAACUUUAAAUUGUAAGGUAACUUGGUCAACUUAAAUUGACCUAAGUGCAGUUAAGUUGAGUCAACUCACAAAUAGCUGUGCAGCAAGUUACAAUUUUAAGUUGAGUCAACUUUUUUAUAGUGUACCCCACAUUUUUUAACUCAACUUAAAACUUUAAUUCAACUUGUUCAUCUUAAAUCGAGCCAGUUGCAGUACUUGGGUUAAAAGUUGAGUCAACUCAAAAAAAUAGCUGUGCAGCAAGUUGCCUUACAAUUUUAAGUUAAGUCAACUUUUUAUUUUACUGUGUACUCCACAUUUUUUAUUCAACUUAAAAUUGUAAGUCAAUUUAAAUCGGCUCAAGUACAGAACUUGAUUUAAAAGAUGGGUCAACUCAAAAGUAGCUGUGCAGCAAGUUGCCUUACAAUUUUAAGUUGAGUCAACUUUUUAUUUUUCUGUGUAUCCCACAUUUUUUGACUCAACUUAAAAUUGUAAGUAAACUUAAAUCGAGUCAAGUGCAGUACUUGGGUUAAAAGUUGAGUCAACUCAAAAAUAGCUGUGCAGCAAGUUGUCUUAAUUUUUUAAGUUGAGUGAACUUUUUAUUUUACAGUCUACCCCACAUUUUCUUGACUCAACUUAAAAUUGUAAGUCAACUUGUUCAACUUAAAUCUAGUCAAGCGCAGUACUUGGGUUAAGAGUCGAGUGAACUCAAAAAUAGCUGCACAGCAAUUUGGCUUACAAUUUUAAGUUGAGUCAACUUUUUUUUUUUUUUUUUUUUUUUACAGUGUACCCCACAUUUUUUUUACAGUGUAGACUUUUUUCACUCCCACAAAUUAUUCUAGCAGAUAUUUUCAACACCAGCAGUUUUUUUUCUUUGCAUUUGACAUAGGUUGAUCAAUUCCAAUGGUUUCCCUAAAGGUACACUGUAAAAUGUACCUUAUUACUAGCAAUUCUGGUUGCCAGUAAUGCUGUAAAAUUUACAUGUGCACAGUAAAUAAACAAUUGCAAUUGUGCUAUAGUUUUACAGCACAAUUGUAAUUGUGCAUUUAUAGUGUGCUUAUACAUUUUAAAGUAUUACUGACAACCAAAGUUUCCAGUAAUAUUGUAUAUUUUACAGCAUUUUUUUAGUGUAGGUUUGUUUUUAUACUAAUAUAGCCUUUAGGAAAUAAAUCAAAACAAUAGGAAAGUGAACAGAAUGCCAUACCAUAAUGCCAUGAUUCCUUACAAUCUCUGCACUGCCAUAUAUAUCAAAUUUGAAAUAUUUAUGCACUAAAUCCGCCAAAUAGCUUGAUAAACUUACUCAGCUGGAGUGGUUAACUGAUAAAGAGUUUGAUGCUGUUAGGUGUGAAAUGAACCGAUUAACUACUGUAAACUUAUGCUUUAUUUUUCUUUAUUUGUGACAGACGAUAGGCUUUGUGUGGAAAAGCCUAAUUUUUGAAGUGUUAAACAAUCAUUUAAUGCAAUGUUGUUGACGACUUACAGAAGUUUACUUUAGAUUUAUGUGUUCUCGAUGCUCGGCCAAAUUCACUGCAAGAUUUCUACCUCUUGAAAAUCGUGCCUUAUUUUGAAAUUAAUAGUUAGGGAUUGAGUUAAUGACUUCUAUUCGUAUUAACGUAUUUGUGUGUUGACAAUUUUAGACCACUUUUACUGAUUUUGUUUCAAAUAAAAUAAAAAAAAGAAAGAUUAGAUUAAUAGAUAAUCCAUCUAUAUUGGCCACUGUUUUCUUCCUCUCCUGAUGGAUGUUUUGUUAAAGGUAGAGAAAUGUUCUCUAUUCUCACAGCUCUGUUAUAUCACAUAAUUGCUGUCCUUCUGUUCAUUUACUUUGUAACAACAGUUAUUGCACCAAUGUCUUUUUUUUUUAAAAGAAGUACUGAGCAAUAAACACUUGAUUCUUUCCA